UGUGCCUUUUCUCUAACCAACUUUCUGGUCACAUUCCUAGUAAGUUGGGGAAUCUGAAAAACCUCACCAAGCUGGAAGUAUCACAUAAUCAACUUAUUAGUUCAACUUCAAUUACUCUAGGGGACUUAACUGAGCUCAAAAUUCUGUACCUUUAUUCUAACCAACUUUCUGGCCCAUACCUAGUGAGCUGGGGAAUCUGAAAAACCUCACUGAACUAGAUUUAUCAGAUAAUAAACUUACUGGUUCAAUUUCAUUUACUCUAGGUGACUUAACUGAUCGAGUUCAAAAUUCUGUUCCUUUUUCUUUAACCAACUUUCUGGUCACAUUCCUAGUGAGUUGGGGAAUCUGAAAAACCUCACUGAAUGGAUAUAUCACAUAAUCAACUUACUGGUUCAAUUCCUGCCUCCCUUAGCAAUUUGAGAAACAUGCAAUUUCUCUAUCUCAGUGCCAUUAAACUUUAUGGUUCUAUUCCCAAAGAACUUGCAUAUUUGGAUAACUUGGCAGAGCAGAUAAUGAGUGAAAAUCAGUUUUUAGGCCAUUUGCCAAUCCAGCUUUGCUGAGGUGGGAAACUUGAGAAUUUCACGGUGAAUAGUACCAAGCUGACAGGGCCAAUACCAAGUAGCUUGAGGAUGUGCUCGAGUUUCAAACUGGUUCACCUUAAUAACAACAGUUUUGCUGGGAAUUUAUUAGAAUCAUUUGGUAUCUAUCCAGAGGUUCAUUGCAUUAAUUUUAGCGACAAUAAAUUUCAUGGUGAAUUCAGCAGUAACUGGGGGAAAUGUAAGAAUUUAACUGAUCUAUGGGUAGCCAGAAAUAAUAUUUGUGGUAGCAUGCCACCAGAGAUUGGAAACAUCAAAGGGCUUCUAGGACUUGAUCUUUCAUCGAAUCAUUUGGUUGGGCAGAUUCCUAAGGAAAUUGGAGUUUUAACCUCUCUGGUGAAUCUUUUUGUUCAAAACAACAACAUUUCUAGCAGUAAACCCAGGGAUCCUAGGUCACAGACAAAAUUAGAGUCCCUUAAUCUAUCAGGCAAUAGAUUUAUUGGGUCGAUCCUAAUUUUUUUAGAAGAUUACGUGCACUUAUUUUAGUUGAACCUGAGCAACAACAAAUUUGGGCAGAAAAUCUCUUGUUGGAGAAAUACCCCCAGAUCUAGCCAAUUUGAAUAGCUUGGUAAGCUUAAAGCUUUCUCACAAUGGCCUCUCUGGUCGUAUUCCUGAAGAACUUAAAUUUUUGACUGGUUUGCAAGAUGUCGUGUUGUGAGUUGGAAGGUCCAAUCCCUAAUAAUAAAUCUUUUAUCAAUGCCUCAUUGAAGGGUAAUAAAGGUCUUUGUGGAAAUGUAACAGGACACCAACCCUGCGAAAGGUCAUCUUCGGUGGUGAAGAAGUACUCAAUGGCGAAGAAACGUAAACUCAUCUUCAUCACCGUACUUCCUGUUAUGGGAGGAAUAGUACUACUAUGUGGUUUCAUUGGUGUUCUAUUUAUGUGUGAUAAAAGAAGGAAAGUUAGAUACGUUGAAAGACGUGGUGAUGGUUGGGUUUCGAUAUCCACGUUAGAUGGAAAGGCAUUGUACAGAGAUAACUUAAACGCCACAGAGGAGUUUGAUGCAACAUUUUGCAUCGGGCAAGGAGGGAAUGGAAGCGUUUACAAAGUAAACCUUCCAUCAUUAGGGAAUAUAGCUAUGAAGACACUUCAUUCUUCAUUUGAGAAUACACAUCCUAAAAGUUUUAUGAAUGAAGUAAGGGCAUUGAUUGGAAUGAAGCACCGGAACAUCGUGAACCUCUACGACUAUUUUUCGAAUGCACAAAACUCGUUGUUGUUUUACGAGUAUGUGGAUUGGGGGAGUUUGUCCAGCAUUUUGAGAAAUGAAGUUGAGUCCAAGAAAUUGGAUUGGCUUAAAAGGGUGAAUAUCAUCAAAGGUGUUGCUUUUUCUUUGUCUUACAUGCACCAGGAAUGCUCACCACCGAUCGUUCAUCGUGACAUAUCAAGCAUUAAUGUUUUGCUUGAUUCCGAGUAUGUAGCUCGUGUUUCUGAUUUUGGCAUAGCUAAGCUUCUCAAGCCAGACUCAUCUAAUUGCACUGCGCUUGCAGGUACGUGUGGAUAUGUUGCACCUGGUAAAGUCUAGUUCAAUUAUUAUCCUUGUUUUUAUUCUUCAUGAACUAUAGCCAAAGACUCCAUAUUGUUUUUAUCUCAUUUACACGUUUAAAUUUAAUACUUGUUUGGAAAUUGUCUUGUUUUAGAGCUUGCUUACACAAUGAAGGUUACAAAAUUGUGUGAUGUCUAUAUCUUUGGCGUAUUAGCAUUGGAGAUAAUAAAAGCAAAGCAUUUUGGGGAGUACAUUACUCUGCUAGCAAAUUCAUCAACUAGUGAUCAUGUGCAGCUUAGCGAUUUGCUAGAUGAACGCAUUUCACAUCCUGAAAAUGAAGUAAAAGAGGUUUUGGUAUUUAUCAUCAAGCUAGCAAGCUCUUGUUUGCUUGAAACUCCAAAAUCAAGGCCAAUAAUGUACUUCAUCUCUCAUAAGUUAUCAUCAAUGGAUCCACGUCGACCUACUCAUCAGAUAAACCCCCAUGUAAGGCGAGCUAUAUAACCCAUGAUGGCUGAUACGUAAGGUGUCUUUGUAUGGAAAUGAAUAACCUGCAUCACCCAGUGGUUGUGACGUAAGUAGUUUAAUGUGAAAGUCCCUCAAAAAAUUAUUACCAGGACUAGUAUUGUUUUAUCCUUAGAUUACUAAUCUAGUUUACUGUACUAGAGUUAAUACAUUGUAAAUUUGUAAUGUAGAAGGUAAUUAUUUAAUCUCCUCGUGAAAAAAUUAAUAAAACAAGCUUAGAUCAAGUUUGCUAAGUAGUACUGAUGCUAUAGUGGGAUUGCUUUGCAUAAUUCUCAUAGCACAUGAAAAAUCUCAAACCGUGUGCUCUGCAUUGAACUAUGACUGCUUAAGGGAAAUAAAGUAUCACUGCUUACACAUAAUAAUCAAGCUGUUGACAUGAGCUUUAAUAGCCAGCACAUUAAGGCCUUGUGCUAUCUCGGUUCUCAUGAGUGCUUUUGAGAACGAGCUCAAUUCUCAUAGGAAGCGGCCUACCUCCACACUCACAUAGGUGAAUUCUGUCAAUGGUGCUCCUAUAACUUUAACACCCCACUCAUACGAGUUACAGAAUUUCAUUAAGAGUUUAUAGACUCAACCUCCACAAAUCGUUACAGAAUAAUGCACUCACACCAUUGGGAGUGAAUAAAAAUAAUAUUAGUGCACUUCACAACGAGUCAUCAUAUGAUUCGUUUUUUCCAUUGAACCUGGUUAUAGGAUCUCUUGUCCCCAGGUUGGGUUUUCUCUUACAUGACUUAGAAAUUUUCGGUAUUUAAUCCCAUCCCCCUCGAUGUGCUUCAGACCCUCUCUUGCAAAGGCCUUUGUCUAUAAAUCUGCAAGAUUAUCACAAAUUUACACAAUCAAUAUUUAUGGUAUACCAAUUUUCACAAACAAUCUCGCAGUAUUAUAUGAAUUUACCGUUGUGAUAACAGUAUUGAACUCUACCAAUAAUUUUAAUGUUAUCACAAUAAAUCAAAGUUAGAGUAUUGAUUUCUCAAAGCCUCCAUGGUAGAGUUAGUAAUAUUAUUUUUUCAACAAAUAGCACAAAGUAUUCUUAUCUGCAUCAAUAAAAAAAAACUUUGGGUACAACAAGAUAUUUUUUUUAUUUAAAAAGAAACCAAAAUUUUGCUUACCAAGUAUAUAUACCUGGUUUGUUUGUACCUGUUAAGUACUUUUACUACAUACACAAUAUUAGUUCAAGUGUAGUCAGUCACAUGUCUCAUAUUUAGGCUAGCAUACGCCUUUUUGAUUUAUCACAAUUUUUCACUUUGAAUUGGAAUAUAUAAACACUUAACCAAAAGGAAUUGCAACACAUGUACAAUCUACAAAAUUGUACCUCACAAUUUUCUCAAUAUAAUGUGACUGGUUAAGAAUAGUUUUAUCACAUGUUUUUUAUAUUUUUCAUUCCAACAAUGAAUUUGCCUCACUCAAAUUUCUCAUUCCAAUUACUCUAGGUGACUUAACUGAGCUCAAAAUUUUGUACCUCUAUUCUAACCAACUUUCUGGUCCCAUUUCUAGUGAGUUAGCGAAUCUGAAAAACCUCACUGAACUGGAUUUUUCAGGUAAUCAACGUACUGGUUCAAUUCCAUUUACUCUAGGUGAGUUAACUGAGCUCAAAAUUUUGUACCUUCAUUCUAACCAACUUUUCGGGUCUCAUUCCUAGUGAGUUAGGGAAUCUGAAAAACCUCAUUGAUUUGGAAUUAUCUAGUAAUCAGUAUUCGGGUUCAAUUCCAAUUACUCUAGGUGACUUAACUGAGCUCAAAAUUUUGUAUCUUUUUUCUAACCAACUUUCUGGUCACAUUCCUAGUGAGUUGGGGAAUCUGAAAAACCUCACCAAGCUGGAUUUAUCACAUAAUCAACUUACUGGUCCUAUUCCAAUUACUAAGGUGACUUAACUAAGCUCAAAAUUUUGCACCUUUAUUAUAACCAACUUUCUGGUCCCAUCCCUAGUGAGUUGGGGAAUCUGAAAAACCUCACUGAACUGGAUUUAUCAGAUAAUCAACUUACAAGUUAAAUUCUAAUUACUCUAGGUGACUUAACUGAGCCCAAAAUUCUGCACCUUUUUUCUAACCAGCUUUCUGGUCACAUCCCUAUUGAGUUGGGGAAUCUAAAAAACCACAUUUAACUGGAUUUAUCAGAUAAUCAACAUACUGGAUCAAUUCCAAUUACUCUAUGUGACUUAACUGAGCUCAAAAUUCUGUACCUUUUUUCUAACCAACUUUCUGGUCACAUUCCCAGUGAGUUGGGGAAUCUGAAAAACCUCACCAAGCUAGAUUUAUCACAUAAUCAAAUUAGUGGUUCAAUUCCAAUUACUCUAGGUGACUUAACUGAGCUUAAUAUUAUGUACCUUUAUUCUAACCAACUUUCUGGUUCAUUCCUAGUGAGUGGGGGAAUCUAAAAAACCUCAUUGGACUGGAUUUAUUAGAUAAUCAACUUACUGGUUCAAUUCCAAUUACUCUAGGUGACUAACUGAGUGCAAAAUUCUAUACCUUUUUUCUAACCAACUUUCUGGUUACAUUCCUAGUGAGUUGGGGAGUCUAAAAUCCUCACGAAGCUGGAUUUAUCACAUAAUCAACUUAGUGGUUCAAUUCCAAUUAGUCUAGGUGACUUAACUGU
Lycium barbarum (goji berry) is the source of this 5188-nucleotide messenger RNA. RefSeq names its product MDIS1-interacting receptor like kinase 2-like. The coding region runs from base 1241 to 2116 and encodes 291 amino acids. Gene Ontology annotation, molecular function: ATP binding; protein kinase activity. The record is from RefSeq and is a predicted model, not a curated record. Gene Ontology annotation, biological process: protein phosphorylation. Lineage: Eukaryota; Viridiplantae; Streptophyta; Magnoliopsida; Solanales; Solanaceae. The transcript has a single exon.